AUGGUUGAUGAUAUCUGUACUCUUGCUUGUGAUCGUGGAGCUGCUGCUGCUGUGCUUUAUUCUCUUACUACAGGAUCUUGUAGUGUGAAUUCAGAAUAUCUUCUUAAUUUUGAAAAACCAUUGGAUGUUUUUAGCUCAGCAAGAUUACAAGGUGCUUGUUUGAUUGAAUCUCAAUUCAGUGAUGUGGUCGGAUCUGGAUAUUGUUUUCAGUCCAAUCUACUCAAAACUUUGGCUUCUACUAUUCUAGAUGAAAUCAAUCAAACAGGAGGUCAAUCAGCUUUUAACAAGCUUUCAUUUUUGAUCGCGGGAAUCACUGAGUUACUACAAUUGAUAAUUGGUCUUAUCUUAUUAUUGAUCAGGUUCACAGUCUUGUAUACGUUUGGGUAA
Melampsora larici-populina 98AG31 is the source of this 387-nucleotide messenger RNA. RefSeq lists its product as uncharacterized. NCBI's taxonomy places the organism in Eukaryota, Fungi, Basidiomycota, Pucciniomycetes, Pucciniales, Melampsoraceae. Bases 1 to 387 code for a protein of 128 amino acids. The record is from RefSeq and is a predicted model, not a curated record. The transcript has 2 exons.